Trypanosoma rangeli is the source of this 312-nucleotide messenger RNA. RefSeq lists its product as uncharacterized. The transcript has a single exon. The coding region runs from base 1 to 312 and encodes 103 amino acids. The record is from RefSeq and is a predicted model, not a curated record. Lineage: Eukaryota; Euglenozoa; Kinetoplastea; Trypanosomatida; Trypanosomatidae.
AUGUUCUUGGUGCGGAACAUGUAUGAAUUAGUGAAAGACCCCGUACAGUUUGAGUUUUAUAUUUUAUCUAAACUUCAUUCUGCUCUUAGAUAUGCUGGGCGGGAGCAUGAUAGUUAUAAAAUAUGCGAACGACUUAUAACGCUUUAUAGGGAAAAAUCUUGUAAAUUUGAAUUACCAUCUGGAAAACGAAUUCCAGAAAUUGAACAGGGAUCUCUUAACGACAUGGAUCCGGCUUACAGAUUAGCCAUUUUCCAGUUUAUAGAGGAUCGAACGAUGGACUCAUUGAGUAUUGGAAAACGUUUGUGUAUUUAA